Molecule: messenger RNA, 5177 nt
Organism: Onychostoma macrolepis
Lineage: Eukaryota; Metazoa; Chordata; Actinopteri; Cypriniformes; Cyprinidae
Gene: b4galt5
Product: UDP-Gal:betaGlcNAc beta 1,4- galactosyltransferase, polypeptide 5
Exons: 9
Coding region: 237-1382 (381 amino acids)
Biological process (GO): carbohydrate metabolic process; glycoprotein biosynthetic process
Molecular function (GO): UDP-galactose:glucosylceramide beta-1,4-galactosyltransferase activity
Source: RefSeq, a predicted model, not a curated record
GCUUCCAUUCAUUAGCAGCGCGCAGGAGGGUGUGUGUAUGAGUGCCUGAGUGUGUGCGCGCGCGUGUGACACACGGGAUGAAGAUGAUGAGACUCCACUAGGACAAGUGAACCUUCUAGAUUGGAAAUUUCGGGAUCGGACCUGAUCAGCGUGUCCGCGCUCGGACUCUCCAUCUGCGGCUAUUAACCGGACACAUAUAGCCUACAUAUAGAAGAAUAUCUGCGUCUCUCUGUAUAAUGCCGAUACAAAUGAGAUUUCGGAGAAGGUCAUUUCUCGGGCUUUUAUUUCUAUUCUCGCUCUCCACUUCUGCGCUGUACUUCAUCUAUUCAGCUCCUGGCAUAGUUAACGAGUACCUGUUCAUGGUCCAGGCCCGUGGGAUCCAGAUCCGUGAGAAUGUGAAGAAUAUGGGAGCUCAGGUUCUUGAGCAGAUGGUCCGCAGUGCCUACAACGUCAACGGCACAGACUAUGCAUAUGAGUUUAACUUAAGUGAGACAGAUGUCCCCUCCACUCCUUACCUCCCAGUGGGCUUCACUUACAAGCGUGAUCAGGUCUGCCCAGAGAAACUGCCCUCCAUGAAGGGCAAGAUGAAGGUGAACAUGAGUGAGAUCGCUCUAGAGGAGGUUGAGAGACUUCUCAAGAAGGCAGAUCCAAGUUUGUCACUCGGGGGCCACUGGAAACCGCACGACUGUCUCCCACGCUGGAAGGUGGCCAUCUUGGUUCCUUUCCGUAAUCGCCAUGAGCACCUUCCCAUACUUUUCCGACAUCUGAUCCCAGUGCUUCAGAGGCAGAGACUGCAGUUUGGCUUCUACAUCAUUGAACAGGCAGAAAAUGAACCGUUCAAUCGUGCCAUGCUGUUUAAUGUCGGUUUCAAAGAGGCCAUGAAGGACUUGAACUGGGAUUGUGUAAUAUUUCACGAUGUUGACCACAUUCUGGAAAAUGACCGCAACUAUUAUGGUUGUGGUGAAAUGCCAAGACACUUUGCGGUCAAACUCAACAAGUACUCUUACAUGCUUCCAUAUGAGGAGUUCUUUGGUGGUGUGAGUGGACUCACCGUGGAGCAGUUCAGAAAGAUAAACGGCUUUCCCAAUGCAUUCUGGGGCUGGGGAGGGGAAGACGACGACCUUUGGAACAGGGUUCAGUUUGCUGGCUACAAAGUAAGUCGACCUCAUGGAGACACUGGUCGUUAUAUGUCAAUACCACACCACCAUCGAGGGGAAGUCCAGUUUCUGGGCAGAUACAAGUUGCUCCGUAGAUCCAAGGAGAGACAGAGCCUGGAUGGCCUGAAUAACUUGAAUUACUCCCCUCUAGUGUCCCGGAAGGGUCUGUACACUAAUGUGUCAGUGACGCUCAGUCGAGAUAUGGCCCCUGUCGCCGAUUACUGACAACACACAAGGGACGGGCAAGACAGACCCACGCCACAUGCUACACCAUUUUUAUAAGUUAUUUUUUGGGAAGUGUGGGGGGGAUUCCUGAAAUCUUUAAUGCUCAGAGCAUUUUUAUUUUAUUUUUAAAUGUAUCUUAUUUUGUUAUUAUCAUUAUUAUGUUUUUAAAUUUGCCUUUUCUAAAUUUUUUUUAAGCUAAUUUUACCACAGUUUUAUUUUAUUUUUUUUUUUCUUUGUCACUCAUCCACUGUCCGUCUGUCAUGUGAAUGGAUCCGUUCUUGAAUCCAAAACCCCAACUGCUGGUUUACCCUCAUCGGACCAUUCAGAUCCGACAUGUGGUGUGUGUCUUCUAAUCAGACUUUGCCUGGGGGUGAAGUCGCAUGUUUACAGCAUGAAUGAGAAAAGCUAUUGAACAAGUUAAUGACAAUUAUGCUAAACGACUUCAGAAUAGCCAUUGUAGGAGUUGAGGGAUAUGCCCUUUUCUCUGCCAGAAACAAACACAGCUGGUUCUGUGUGUUAGGAUGUAAACCAAUAAAUGCAGAUUCAAAUAUUUAUUAAAUAUAGAAUAAAUAAGCAUGCACUGAUACUUACGGUAGAUGCUUCUAACAUCACGGGUUUAAGUGUGAGUGUUCACUCAUGAAACGUGGAAACGAACACCCUCGAUCAUUUUAGCUGUACAAUACAAACAUGCUCAUCUACCACAAUGCAUACCGUCCAACACAGAGUUUUCUCGACAUUAGCAUGACCCCAUGAUAUGGCUUGACAAGCACAGUGUACUUUCCUGUGUUCAUGUGUCUUCCAGUAAAACAGGAAGUUGGGGCAUUUCAAAGGGCUUGUACAGUUUGUAAAUGGCCAGUAGCUUUUCGUUUAUGAUUUGCUACUUGCUAUUUCUAAUCAGGGGCAGGCGGUAUUGAGAGGGGGUCAUGAGAGGGAGUUAAAAUUUGCCCAGAAGAAAUUUUGGCCUCAUCUAUAUUUAUGGGCCGUUUUCCGUGAAGAGAUAUUCUCAGUUGUACAGUAACUGCUAAAGUGAGUUUUCUCAACUCUUAGGAGUACACCAGCACAUCAGACCUAAUAGACAUGGACUAAAGGCCACAAAACGAGGCCUUAAGAGCCGUAUACAAACAACCACAGCAAUGCCAGCAAAAUGCGCCUCGGUCUGAACAGUCACGCAUUUUUGCUCCGUUCACUGGGAUAUGUGUCAUUGGAACUAGAUUAGGACCAGCUGACUUGUUAGUUUUGAGAUUUGUCAAGCUGUAUUUAUGUGGGUCUGCUGGUCGUUUAAAACACUGGAUUGUCUGUCGAACAACAUUCUGUUGUUUGUGCUUACAGAGGGGUUUUUGCGUUAGUUCCUGCUUGCGCUGUGUAGAUAUUGUGAGAGUGUUUCCAAUGCACUGCCCUUCACAGUCAAAUCGACAUGCUUUGCAUUUUGAGCAAUAUGCUGUUGCCUCUUUGCGUGUGUAGUCACCUCACGUCUGAUUACAUGUGAAUGGAUUAUAAUAUGCUAUUGAGUUUUACUAGAGCCAAUAUUUGACAUUGUUUAAUUCUGAGUGUUAUUGCCAGGUAAUCUCUUGAACUGAAUUCGGACAAACAGACUGAGCAACUCUAUUAGACUAAACACAGACGCUUUGGGCUUCAUUCGUGAAACCACUUGCAUUCAUCUUGCGUUCAAGAAAUGCGUAGAAAUGUAGAACACAUGCAAAUAAUAUAGAGAUAGUUUACAUUCGUGUCGUUAUUCAUAAAAACAUUAUUGCGCAAUUUGUUGCAUUGAAAUGAAUGCAACUUAUUUUAUGAACAACUCGCACAGAAAUUGGUCCUGCUUGUGUUUUAUAAUAUCCUGAGAUACAAUGUCCAUGUCAGUCAUUUAUGAACCAAAAAUGAGGCCCUUUGCUUUCAUUCCACUGUAAUCGCACAUUAUCAUUACACGCGUUUAUGUCGUUUAGAGACCUUAGAGGCUUCGUAAUGCGUAUUUGUGAGUGUGAUCGUGUGCAUUCGUCAAAUCACAGAGGCUGGACCUCGUAUUUAUUCAUUCUUUCACGAACAUUUGUUAUGAACAUUAUUAGUUUUAGUUCAUUUUUACAUAUUUCUAUCUUGUUUUACUGUAAAUGUGAUUAUUUUGAGGGAAACAGAUCAAGAGCGAUAACUGUGAUGUAAAAACAAGCACUGAAAUAUGUUUCUUAUCGCGUCCAAUGUGAGGCUGAUCUUGGGAAGAGAGUCUGUUGCUGUUAAAACUCAAUGGACGGCUGUUUCGUAUGACGACACGAGAGAACGAGAAAGUUAGAGAGACGGUUCUUGAGCGCCCAGUGAACGUAUCUUGCCCGAUAACCAAUGGUGCUGACCUCACAGACAUUAGUACUGUGCUGUCGUGGUACUUGUGUCUUGUAACAGAUAAUUAGACGGGAUUGAAUCUAAUUACACUCUUGCCUCAUUGACCAUCUCGGCAGCAUAAUCUAUCCGUGUAGCAGGUAAAUUGUGUUUAGCUGGACGUACGCUCAAGCAGAUCUUUCUAAUGUUUGAUUCUCUCUGUGUUUGACGCUCAUGAAGUUUUGCGCCAAUGUCUGGGGUCCUUUUUGCUCGUUAAACAAUUAGCGUCCAAAUCCAAUGCAACGUGACAAGAUCCCAGCAUGAUGCCACAAACCAAGUGACCAACAAAACAAAAUACACUCUACAUUGUGUGUCUGUAAAAAUUGGGCGCAUUGUAUGAAAAUAAGGAAAUUGUUUUGUAUUUAUUUUUUAAGAUUUUUUUAAGAAUCAAUUUUGAAAAUUUCCAAAAAAAAGUUUCAGUUCAUUCAAAAGUUUUUUUGAAUGUUUUUUUGUUGUUGUUUGUUUGUUUGUUUGUUUGAUUCCUUGCUUCUAAAUUAUGAUCCGUUAUGAUUUUUUCCGCCACUUUAUAAGAGUUGUAUGUUUUGUUUAAGGAACAUGUUUUUUUUUUUUUUUUUAUAAUUAUUUCAUAGAAUCAAAGUUUCUUGCUCCCGCUGGGUUAUUUAACUUACAGAUAAAAGAAAAUACAAUACUGAUCUCAAAUCACUUUUCUUUAUGGGCCCCGUCAUUGGCACACUCCAGUCCACUAUAAUAACCCAUUCCGCUCCAGCUGAAAUGACAGGGAGGGCCGUAACCCAUCCCUUGAACAACUGGCUGCCUUAAAACCUGUUAAUUUAUUCAAUAUAAUCAUGUUUUUAUUUUUUAUAAGCAAAUAUAUUUAAUAUGUUAAUGUGUUUAUUCACUUGUGCAUAUUGUGUAGUGUGUUUUGGAAAAAAAAGUCAUAUAAAGGAACUUCAAAGAUUGACUUACUAUUAAGAAAGAAUUUGGAGCCCUUUAGUCAGAUAAUGAUUUGGUGCCAUUAACCUCUCUGUGAAUGCCAUGAGCUGUAUUUUCUAUUCACUCAAAUAUUUGUUUCUUUUUAAUCAUAAAAGGCCUUAAAUACUGUUUUUACGAUCAUUUGUGAUGAUGAUGAAGAUGUUCCUCUAUGACAUUAUCAUGUAUCUUACUAAGAUCUUUUGUCGGCCAAACACAUUAAUUUUCCAAACCUUUGCAUCUUGAGAUGAAACAUUAAACAUCAUUUGUAUAAUAUCAAGACAACUGAAAUGUAAUGAGAAAAUAAGAUGCUGUCGUCCAUUAUAAGGGGAUCAGGUCCCCUUGAAGUGAAGCCAUCUGCCACUCAUACAACACAUCUCAGCCUUAGUGUUUCUGUAUGAACAUAUCUUUCAGUAGAGACACUUUCUAUGAUGUGAGAUCUUUUUUUCUAUUAUCAUUGUUGAAGUGACUGAAGUGCACCAAUAAAAGUGACUUUAAGCAAUA